AAAAUAAUAAAAAUUCUAUACAUAACAAAUAUAGUAAUUGACAUCAAGAACCAGUUUAAUAUAAUAACAAAUAAGAAGUUGCCUUGUAGUGUUAUAUUUUUUGUGCUGCUGAAAAAAAGUGGAAAACACCCACGUUCCUACCACGUAUCGUCGUCUACAUACGAAAAACUUAUUAUUAUUAUUAUUAAUUCUUAAAGAAGUUUGAGUUGAUACUAUUGAAGUCGUCGUCGUCGUCGUAGCAGAGCAAAACAAAACGAAGCCAGCAGUUCGAUCGAAUUCAAAAGGGAAACAUUUUAAUGGAUUAUAUCAUCUACUUGUAGCAACUUGAAUGGUCUCUUUCUCCGUUUCUGUCUCUCGUUUCUGUGCACAUUGUUAAGUAAUAAGACAAUAAGUGAACUAAUGAAUGAAACAUUAAAGAAGAGAGAAGAAUAAGUGACUCGCAGUUUUGUCUUCGCCGCAAUAUAAUGCAACAAUAAAUAACUGAUCCGUGUUAACAAACUAAAUAAGACAAAUCAUAUGAUGUGAUACAACUUAAUUAUUAUUACAUCGCUGCUUACAUUAUUUGGUUUUCUUUUUAUUUAUUCCGUUUGGUAACUUUUUUUUUGCAACUCUCGCAUUGAAGUACAAGAGAAUCGUGAAAGUACACGAGAAAAAAAAUUGUGUUUAAAUAAUCUUUCAUUAGGACAAUAAUAUUAUUCCCUCGUGGAUUUUAGCUGAAAAAAAUAAAAAAAACAAAUCGUGCCAACAACAAUUUACGUGAAAUUUCCCAAAGGGAGUCAAAGUGUGACUAAAAUUGUUCAUGUCUGUUUAAACCUAUAUUUUUUUUACUUUCAAACGCCAACUGCAUCAGCGAUAGAGACGGAAAAACAAACAAAUUUAUUAACAAAUAGCUACAAGACAAGCAAAGAGAGAAAAAAAACGGCAUAAAUGCAACACGACACCUGAUACACAAGCCCUGAUACUAAUUAUUAUUCAUAUCGUGCCAAUACUUUUUUUCUUCUCCUCCGCGCGCACUCCACGAAGAAAAUAAAGAAAUAAAAACGAGUAAUCAUUUUUAAUUACACAACACAUAAAAUAAUUGAAUAAUAAGUCUUCCUUCUAUCGUGCAACCUAAAAUAAAAAAUGAACCUAAAAAAGUGUGAGAAAAAUUAAAAAGAUAAACCACAAGACAUAGACAGAUAAUAUCCGAUCAAUGCAACUCAUAAAUAAAAAUAGCUGAAUCACACAACACACAAACGAUUUUGCACCAGACAAUCAUCUAGUCCGCGAAGCUAUCUCAAUCGAAUGCCAUGGACGCGAGAAUUGGACUGGAUUACAUUGUCGAAAACUCCGAUUAUGUGGUGAAAUUGGGCGCUGCUCUCGACACGAAAAAUCUCCUCGUGAAGAAACAGGUCUUUGAACUCUUGUCGGCCUUGUGUGCCUACAGCACGGAAGGGUAUGAGCGCGCCUUGCAAACACUCGAACAUUACAAGAAUCUAAAAAGUGAACGAUAUCGCUUUAACGUCGUCGUUAAUGAACUAGAUAGAGCCACAGCCAUCGAAUAUCAAGUAGCCAUUUUAGCAUUUAUUAAUUGUGUGAUUAUCUCGACCGUAGACUUAACCGAGCGUUGUCGUAUAAGGAAUGAGUUUAUAGGAUUAAAUUUGUUACCGGUGAUAAAGAACAUAAGACGUUCCGCCAGUAGUGUGCCCGAUCUCGGUGUCCAGCUCGACGUGUUUGACGAACAGAGAGAAUGCGACGAAUCGCAGAGCCUCCAGGGCCCCGACGGCAUAAAUCUCAGCUCGCAUCUUGAUGUCUUCUACGCGAUAUUGCGCCAAGUGGCAGACACACCGCAGGAAAUCCCCUUUCUCAGUAUCUUGCAGCACUUGCUCCGGAUCGAUCCGAAGGAACCAAUUAGUGAUAUUAUAUGGGAUGCCACAGAAACGCUAGUGCAUCGUGCUACGCUUAUCGAGAAUCGCGACGAUGCCGCAAAACUCCUAAAGACACCGAGUAUUCCGAAGUUUUCGUGUCCGCACUGCAUGCCAAACGGCCGAAAAUCAUCGUUGGGACCAUCCGCAUCGGCAACUAGUAUACCCAUCGUGCCAAAUAACGCAGCGACAGUGUCGUCGACGACAGGUGUGCCACCACCACCGCCGCCUGUUCCUGCAGCUCCGCCUCCGCCACCCCCAAUGGCAGCGCCGCCUGCUCCUCCCGCACCCCCAGCUCCCAAAAUCGCACACAGCAAGACGGGCAAUGAAGUUACCAAACCAAAAACGCCAGAGCCUACCUCAGAUUCGCGCACGUUGCCGCAACAAGAAACGCCGGUGCCGCGUGCCAAGAUGAAAACCAUCAACUGGAACAAGAUUCCGCAGAACAAGCUCAUGGGCACGAACAACAUUUGGACAUUGGUGGCCGAUGCGCAUCAAGAUAGUCCGAUGACGGAGAUGAAUUGGGACGAAAUGGAGGGCUUGUUUUGUCAGCAACCGACACAGGGAUCACCGAAAUUGGGACGAGAUAGUAACGACGGAACGCCCGAGCGAAAAACCAAGCGAGAUAAUGAGAUCACGUUGCUCGACGGGAAACGAAGUUUGAACGUGAAUAUCUUCCUGAAACAAUUUAGAAGCUCUAACGAAGACAUUAUUCAGUUAAUCAAAAAUGGAGCUCAUGACGACAUCGGAGCGGAAAAAUUGCGCGGACUUUUGAAAAUUUUACCAGAAAUCGAUGAACUUGAAAUGUUAAAGGCAUUCGAAGGAGAUCGCAGUCGCUUAGGAAAUGCUGAAAAAUUCAUAAUGCAACUCAUUGAAGUGCCUAACUACAAAUUGCGAAUUGAAAGUAUGUUACUGAAAGAGGAAUUCGCAUCGAACCUGAAUUACUUACAAACGUGCAUCAAUGCGAUGUUAUAUGCAGGAGAUGAUUUGAUGACAAACAAACACCUCCAAGAAGUUUUGUACAUGAUUGUUGUUGCUGGCAACUUCUUGAACGCCGGUGGUUAUGCUGGAAAUGCCGCUGGCGUCAAACUAACUUCACUUCAAAAGCUUACAGAAAUUCGUGCGAAUAAACCUGGAAUGAAUUUGAUCCAUUUCGUAGCUUUACAAGCGGAAAAACGGAAUCCGAAGCUUUUGGCGUUCCCCGAGGAGAUUUCUGCACUGGAAAAUGCUUCGAAGACAACUCUCGAACAACUGAAUAACGAAAUUAACACUUUCGACAAUCGCAUCACGAAAAUUAAGAAACAAAUCGAUCAAUUGACCGAAAGGGACAUCAAAGCGCAAAUGGCAGAUUUUCUAUUGGCUGCCGUUAACGAUGUGUCCAUGUUACAAGAUGGCAUGCGAGAACUUGAAGUGCUGCGUGGUCAACUCGCGGAAUUCUUCUGCGAAGACCCAAAUUCAUUCAAGAUGGAAGAAUGUUUCAAAAUUUUCUACCAAUUUUCGGAAAAAUUCAGACAAGCAGUGCGUGAAAACGAAAAACGACGCGUUUUGGAAGAACAAGCGAUCCAAAGACGGAAGCAACGAGAAGAGCAAUUGGCAAGCAAACGAAGACAAUUUUUGUCGAGUACUCCAGUGUCCGAUUCCGAGAACGGAUUCAUGGAUUCAACGUAUUACGAUAUCAGAAUGUCUCCGGCGAUGAAUCGUCGUCGCAUUGGUUCCUUCAACAGCAAUGGCGAUGGGUCUCUUGUAAAGGAUAGUGAGUCACCAGAUAUCACACCGAACGGAACUUUACGCCGUCGUCGUAGUAGGGUCUUGUCAGAGGAAGAUGAAGGAAAUUUAAUGGAUUUCCUCCGUUCCUCUGGACAUGAUAAUAGUACGCGCGAACGUAAAGGCGCUUCCUACGGCAGUCUCGAUCGUUCCUGGGCGCGUCGUGCUCGUUCAGGCAGCAACAGCAAGAAACGCCCAGACUUACUGAACGUUGAUUUCAACGCAGAUCGUGAGAGACCGAGUUCGCCAUCGCCAUUGGCGGAAACAAAACCGCUUCCCGGAGAGCCCCCAGCGACGACGUCACAGGAUUCAAGACCUCGGGAAUGGCGACAGAAGAUCGAAUCGUGGUUGCAGGCCAAUGAGCGAGACGAUCGACAAGAUGAUGAGUACAGGAGGCGCAUGCGACGGGUGACGGCUAAUAGGCGAUCGCUCGAAACCGAUACAGAAAGCGAACGUGGAGGGAAAUUGGAUCCCUUACCGGAAGAAAAGCCAGGACAAACUGUUUUGUCACCCGAUAGCUACAAACGAGUUUAUCCCGAUUGGAAGCCAACAUCAACGAUUGACCAAACGAAUGUUGAAAAGACAUUGGAAGCAAUUGCUAAUGAAGAUGCAAAACCAAACAAAGACAAAUCCGCAUGGCGCAAAUCGAAUCUAAAUGUCUCAAACAGCACCGAAGACGCUGAAGAACGUCGUCUCCGCCGUCAACGUUCUCGCGAAGGAGGCAGCAACGGCGGCACUUUACACUCCAUCGACGAAGAGGAAAACAAACGCAAAAAUAUCAUUCAAUCCUUAGGAGAUCGCGCCGCAACCGACAAGCUCUCUAUUUAUCUGCGUCGUCCGUCGGACAACGAACCCAAAUCUCCCGUCCGUUCACCAGUAUCUAGCAACCAAACAUCAUCCCUAGACAGUAGUAGUAAUAAGCAAUCAAUUUACAUCAAGCAGGGCGGCACGACGCCGCCCGCCGAAAAACACUCAAUCUACAUCCGUCAGAACAAGGAAUCUCCGUCCACGAUUUCGUCGGUGAUCAAGGUUUCGCCCGAGAAACAAAGUCGCGCGGAAAUUGAUGCUGACAACAUUGAAACGCCGCCAACGCAACGUCGAGUCUUGAACACGACCUGCCGUCGUUUCGAACCCCGUCCUUUGCAUCCCGAAACCCUCGAAUUGGAUUCCAAAAAAGCUUUAAUUAAUCCCGCGGAACAAGAAGUCCUUGGUGAUGGGCAAUUCGAUAGAUUUUCCGCGGCACGUCGAACGCGACGCUUUAAACGCCCAACUGACUACAGUAGUGGCACCGAAGAACGAACUUCAAGUACGACACCCGAAUCUCCGCCAAAAGACGUCCUUGACACCCCAACAACGGAAAAAUCUGAGGAUCGCUUGAAACAGUGGCAACACAAAAUCAAAAAUUUGGAUGCGGAACUCGAAAAAGAUGCCGACAAAGCAACUUCGAGUUCAAUCUCGUCUCGCAUUAAAAGCACCGGAGGUCGAAAUAUCACGAAAAUCAGUCAAGAAGAUGUUCGUGAUGCCAUUCGGAGUCUCAAAUCGCCGACGCCAGAUCGCACAUGGGAUGCGAAAGACUUUAAAAUUAACGGGCCCGUUACGGUAGCAGCUACCAAGCCACUUACGCACGAGCUUAACGACGAAGGUUUCGAAGAAACGCAAAGUUUGGUCUCUGACACGCCAUCCUCGUGCAACGACACGACAACUACUGACACAAAAGGGCGUCGCAAACCCGAACGACUUGCUUCGACAGACAGUGCUGCUACGAGUGCGAGUGACGUUUCCCGUAAUCGUCGCAAUAAUACUCCAACAUCCAAAUCGAACACCCUCCAAAGCCUCUUGGUGAAAAAUCAGCAAAGUUUGGAGAAAUCUCGAUCCCUUCGUGGCGCUCCUCCGUCCAAAAUUUCGCAACUUGCAACAAAACGCGCUACUUCGAUGCGUGUCAAACCUCCUGGCAGCGGUUCUCUCGCCAGUAACGAAGCCAAUCGUCGUCUCGAUGUCGAACGAAGUAGUUCUCGUGCGAGUCUUCGGAGCUCCCGGUCCUCCAUUAACAGCGCCGUGUCGACAAAUACCGUCAAAAAAGUGCCAUUAAAAUCUUCCUCCAUCGGUUCGGCAUCAUCCGCAUCCACGAAUAAACGUCCCUUGUCGACGCAAAAUGUCGCCAAGACCACAACACGCACUCCGGCAUCGCGUAGCAGCUCGAGCGGAUCCAGCAUCGGACCGAAUCGCAAGACGCCCGUGAAGAGUGUUGCUCCGAGUCAUACGACGAGUUUCAAAGAAAAUCAACGCGAAUCGUCGAUUACGAGACCUGUGAGGACGGCAUCGACUACGAGAUCGCCCUCGACGGGUAUCGGCAGUUUGUCAAGUAGCGCCAGCGCAACAAAUAGAAGUUCCACGACGCCAUCAAGGGGAUUCUCGAAGCCAUCGUCGUCGUCGUCGUUUAUGCGACCCACAGCUGCAAGCGCUACAAAAGUCAAAGGCAAAUAAAAAAAAAGUAUAUUUUAGAGCGAGUUUAAAAUUAGAUAGAAG
Molecule: messenger RNA, 6194 nt
Organism: Culicoides brevitarsis
Lineage: Eukaryota; Metazoa; Arthropoda; Insecta; Diptera; Ceratopogonidae
Gene: form3
Product: FH2 domain-containing protein 1
Exons: 18
Coding region: 1290-6152 (1620 amino acids)
Biological process (GO): cellular component organization
Molecular function (GO): actin binding
Source: RefSeq, a predicted model, not a curated record